UUGAACUAAGCAGGACAAUGUUUUACUUUGGCAGAUUAAACGGAUUUAGAUUUUUUUAAAACUACACAUUGAAAUACAAUCGGAAAUCGUGGAAAUUGUUAUUUUUCGCUCAUGGUAUAUUGGUGCUAUAUCGACAAAAUGUCUCGUUUCAUGCUUUACUCGGUGUUGUUUCUCAUCGUCGUUGCUCACCCAGCACAAGGGCAGGUCAGUUACUCUAUUCCAGAGGAAAUGGCAAAAGGAUCGAGGGUUGGAAAUAUCGCGCAGGAUUUAGGGUUGGAUUUACAACGACUGAAAUCAGGAAAAGCACGCAUAUUUACACAGGACAGCACUGAAUAUAUCGAGCUAAAUAGAAACACGGGACUGCUUCUGAUAAGGGAGAAAAUGGAUCGUGAGUCUCUUUGUGCAAAAACAACUCCGUGUGCUUUGCAUCUUCAAAUGAUUUUGGAAAACCCAAUGGAAUUAUACACGAUUAAUAUCGAAGUCACAGAUAUAAAUGAUAAUGCACCUACUUUCCAGAAAAAGGAUUUCAAAUUUGAGAUCAGCGAAUCGGCUGUGCCGGGUGCUAGUUUCAUGCUAGGGAGAGCUUUUGAUCCUGAUGUAGGACAAAACGCACUUCAAAGCUAUUCGCUUAAACCCUCUGAUACAUUUCGUCUUGAAUUGCUGAGUCAGAUGGAUGGCACUAAAAAUGUCAGGAUGAUUUUACAAAACCCACUUGAUAGAGAAACGCAAAACUCGCUUUCUUUGUUUUUAGAAGCGUUUGAUGGCGGCGAUCCUGUUCUCUCAGGCACAGUGAAGAUUCAAAUUACCGUCUUAGACAUUAAUGAUAAUGCUCCUGUAUUUACGCAGAAGGUAUAUAAAACCACCAUAGCAGAAAACGAAGCAAAGGGUGCUAUAUUAACAGUUGUGAGCGCGUCCGAUGCCGACGAAGGCUUUAACGGUGAGGUAACAUAUUACAUAUCUGACACAAUGGACAGUAAUGUGGCAGACAUAUUUAUAAUUAAUAAACAAAAUGGUGAACUAUCAUUAAAUGGUCAGAUUGACUAUGAAAGGGUGAACCAUUAUGAGCUUAAUAUUCAGGCAAAGGACCAAGGAGGACUUUCAAAUGAAGGUAAAGUAAUUAUCGAUGUGUUGGACAUUAAUGACAAUUCACCGAGUAUUAGUGUUCUGUCUAGUUCCCAUUCUAUAUCCGAAGGGUCUAAGUCUGGGACUGUUGUUGCAAUGCUAAAUGUUAACGAUAUUGACUCAGGUUUUAAUGGCCAGGUUCACUGCGUCAUAAAUGACGAUAUUCCCUUUGCUAUUACAUCUUCGUCUAGCAGUUUUUUUAGCUUACAAACAGAACAUGAAUUGGACAGGGAGGGAAAAGCUGAGUACAAUAUCACUAUUAUGUGCACGGAUGAGGGAGUGCCCGUGCUCUCCAGUAGUGUUUCUUUUCGUGUGCAGAUAACAGAUGUGAAUGAUAACGCGCCAAUCUUUGAGAAACGUCACUAUGAAGCAUGCGUCGUCGAAAACAACCCACCUGGUGUCUCUAUUUCAAAUGUUAAAGCCAUCGACGCUGAUUGGAAUCAGAAUGCACGUGUUUCAUAUAUUCUAGAGGACAGCACUGUCAAUGGAGUUUCUGUAUCUUCAUAUGUAUCAGUUCACCCUGACAGUGGAGUGAUUACAGCAAUGCGCUCGUUUGACUAUGAACAACUUAAAGAUUUCAAUAUCCAAGUGAAGGCUCAAGAUGGGGGCUCUCCUCCUCUCAGCAGUAAUGUGACUGUAAAAAUUAUUAUUCAAGAUCAGAAUGACAACGCUCCUCAGGUUCUGUAUCCUGUACAAGCUGGUGGUUCUGUGGUGGCUGAGAUUGUGCCUCGUUCUGCAGAUGCUGGUUAUCUCGUCACUAAAGUGGUGGCUGUUGAUGUGGACUCUGGACAGAAUGCCUGGCUCUCAUAUAAACUUCAGAAAGCCACAGACAGAGCGCUGUUUGAAGUGGGUUUACAGAAUGGAGAAAUAAGAACUGUGCGACAGGUGACUGAUAAAGAUGCUGUGAAACAAAAACUCACUGUUGUUGUUGAAGAUAACGGACAGCCCUCGCGCUCAGCUGUUGUUAAUAUUAACGUGGCUGUGGCGGACAGCUUCCCUGAAAUACUUUACGAACUCCCAGAUUUUACGCAUGACAGAGAACAAAACGACAAUCUGACUUUUUAUUUAGUUCUCGCCCUGGCUGCGGUUUCCUUCCUUUUCAUCACAUGUGUAGUUGUUAUAAUAUCAGUGAAAGUCUACAAAUGGAGACAAUCUCGCAUUUUCUAUCAGUCAAAUCUCCCUGUUAUUCCAUACUACCCACCAAACUAUACAGAUACAGGAGUAACUGGAACUCUGCCACACGGAUACAAUUAUGAAGUUUGUAUGACCACUGACUCGAGGAAAAGCGACUGUAAGUUCUCAACACUCGGGGGUCAGAAUAUUUUAGUGAUGGACCCAAGUUUCACUGAAACUAUGCAACGCGUAGUCAACGAAAAUAACGUUUUGGAAGGUGAAUACUCGACAGAAUCGGUAAGAAAAACUUUUCUUAAAUCUAAAUUAUCAAAAUAUUCAGUGCAAAUAAUAUGAUACAUUUCUCUUAAA
Paramisgurnus dabryanus is the source of this 2604-nucleotide messenger RNA. Its product is annotated as protocadherin gamma-A11-like. Gene Ontology annotation, molecular function: calcium ion binding. Gene Ontology annotation, biological process: homophilic cell-cell adhesion. The record is from RefSeq and is a predicted model, not a curated record. Gene Ontology annotation, cellular component: plasma membrane. Lineage: Eukaryota; Metazoa; Chordata; Actinopteri; Cypriniformes; Cobitidae.